Messenger RNA from Penicillium daleae, 1431 nucleotides. RefSeq names its product ammonium transporter. Gene Ontology annotation, biological process: ammonium transmembrane transport. Gene Ontology annotation, molecular function: ammonium channel activity. The record is from RefSeq and is a predicted model, not a curated record. The coding region runs from base 1 to 1431 and encodes 476 amino acids. Lineage: Eukaryota; Fungi; Ascomycota; Eurotiomycetes; Eurotiales; Aspergillaceae. Gene Ontology annotation, cellular component: plasma membrane. The transcript is spliced from 5 exons.
AUGGCCGAUGCUCCCGUGUACAAUGCCUCCGAACCAAGCGGUGGCGACCCCUUGACGGUCGACGUCAACGCCCAAUUCGUCGGCUACGAAUGGAACUAUACCUACAUUGUCUUCUGUGGAUUCAUCGUCUGGCUGAUCAUUCCCGGCAUUGGUCUGCUUUACAGCGGCCUGGCUCGACGAAAGUCCGCAUUGGCGUUGCUUUUCCAAUCGCUCAUGAUUGUAGCCGUAACAACCUUCCAAUGGAUAUUCUGGGGUUAUUCUCUAGCAUAUUCCCGCGACGCUAGUCCCUUCAUCGGGAAUCUCAAGAAUUUCGGCUUGAAAAAUGUCAUGGCAGCUCCGUCGCCAGGGUCAGCAGUUCUGCCAGAGAUCGUGUUCUGCUUCUACCAACUUCUGUUCUGCGCAUGCACGGUGAUGAUCGUUGUGGGCGGCGCAUUUGAACGAGGGAAUAUGCUUCCUUCGCUGGUCUUCAGCUUCUGCUGGGCCACCGUAGUCUACUGCCCCGUGGCCUGCUGGACGUGGAACAGCAAUGGAUGGCUGUACAAUUUACCCUCUCUUGACUUUGCUGGCGGCGGCCCUGUUCAUAUCGCGUCGGGUUGGUCUGCCCUUGCCUACGCCUUGGUUCUGGGGAAGCGAAAGCAUGUCGAUGAGACAUCGCAUGGAAAGCCUCACAACACCACGCUCGUCUUCCUUGGGACAACGUUGAUCUGGUUUGGAUGGUUCGGAUUCAACGGAGGUUCGGCCCUCAACGCAAGUGUCAGAGCUAUGUUAGCAGCAUUCAACACCAAUACGGCGGCGUGCACGGGCGUCCUUGGCUGGGUGUUAGUGGACUCGAUCAAGAACCGUGGAAAAUUCUCCGUGGUCGGCGCCUGCGAGGGAGCGAUUGCUGGAUUGGUUGGGAUUACCCCAGCUGCCGGCUUUGUCUCCGUGUGGCUUGCAGCGUGUAUUGGGCUCCUUACCAGUAUCGUCUGCGCGUUACUUCAAGACAUCAACAAUUGGUUACAUAUCGACGAGGGGAUGGAUGUGUUUAAGCUGCACGGCAUUGGUGGUAUGGUCGGGGCCUUUUUGACGGGCAUUUUUGCGUCGCAGUCGGUUGCGGCCUUGGAUGGCGCGACCGAAGCCACCGGUGGCAUCGACGGGAACGGGAUGCAGGUUGGGAAACAAUUGGCGGAGGUGUGUGCGAUCUCUGCAUAUGCAUUCACGGUGUCCUGCAUCUUACUCUAUAUUUUGAAAUGGAUUCCCGGGAUGCAGUUGCGAGUUCACGAGGAGACCGAGAUGAUUGGCCUGGACCGGGCGCAAUUCCUCGACGAGCAGAUUGGGGAACGAGCAUUUCUGGACGAGCUGUUUGCGUCUUCCGCGUCGACACCAGCCCAUGCGAGCGUGGUGAAUGAGUCUCUUGGCAAUUCCCCAGGGUCCAAGGAUCUGAAGAACUAG